CUACAUGACACCAGCAAGUAUUGAAAUAAAACAUGGCGACUAGCCAGUAAACUCAUCUAUUGCAAAAAAAAGUUUCCAAAUUAUCUGCAAAUAAAAAACAAAAUGGCCGCAGAAAAUAAUGAAAAUAUUAAAAAACCUAAGAUAAUCGUCUUCGAUCUCGAUUACACUCUGUGGCCAUUUUGGAUCGACACUCACGUGACUCCGCCAUUUUCUCGAAAACAUGACUCUAUAGUAGACGCACAAGGCAAAAAAAUAAAAUAUUACGAGCAAGUGCCAGAAAUUUUAGAAAAUUUGGCCAAAGAAGGCUUCGAAAUUGGCAUCGCCUCGCGUACUUCCGAAAUAAAGGGAGCAUAUCAAUUACUUAAAUUACUAAACUGGGAUAAAUAUAUCAAGUAUACGGAAAUAUAUCCUGGAUGCAAGAUUACGCACUUUAACAAGAUCAAAGAAGCAUCAGGAGUUGAUUUUAAAGACAUGAUUUUUUUUGAUGAUGAACGUCGCAAUAUUGAUGACCUAACGAAAGUAGGUGUGCUGUCAAUUUACGUUAAAAAUGGCUUGAACAAAAAUGAAAUAAAAAAUGGCCUAGAACAAUUUAAAUCUCGUCAAUAACAAUUUUGUUUAAUUAUUUAAAUAAAUUAUUUAUUAAUCAAUUAUAAAGAAAAUUUUAUUUUUACGUAGUGUCUAAAGAUACAGAAAAAAACCUGUGUUCGGGAUAGCCUACCGUGUGGCACGUUAUUGUGCCACACGCUUAUCCCUUAUUCUAUCUCACCUAUUUCUGUACACUUAUCCACGUUGUUAUUUUUAAUUGAAUAACAUUUUUCACUACUAUUAGAGUUAUUAUUAUCAUUUACUUUAUCAGUAUGAUAAAGGCCCGCGAUAAAAUCCGCAAGGAAAUUGACGGCAAGUUUUUCUGUAAAAUUACAUUCAGAUGACGACAGUAGAUUUGCAUCAACUUACACGCAAGUAUUAUCCAGCGGAGGCUUGCCAGAAACUUGUCAAUAAGUUGGCCGAAAAUGUUUUACUGCAGAACUUGCUAAGCAAUUAUAUUGAUAUUUAAAUUUAGAGUGUGGCUAUCAGGGUUGAAGUUAACUUGCGGUUAAGGGGUAACGGUAAAAUAAAUACUUAUCUUUUUACACUGAUAAUAAUUGUAAUGGAAAAAAUUAUAAUGACAACGGUAUUAAUUACAGUAAUGAUAAUAAUAAUUGUUAUUGAUCAACAUAAUGAUCAAUAAAACUUUAAAAUUGUAACAGAAGCUUUAAUUGUAAUUAAUGAUUACAACUAUGAACAAUAAAU
Molecule: messenger RNA, 1290 nt
Organism: Microplitis mediator
Lineage: Eukaryota; Metazoa; Arthropoda; Insecta; Hymenoptera; Braconidae
Product: magnesium-dependent phosphatase 1-like
Exons: 4
Coding region: 103-606 (167 amino acids)
Molecular function (GO): acid phosphatase activity
Source: RefSeq, a predicted model, not a curated record